AUGGAUACGAAGAAAAGGAAGAGGAAGGUCCUGCUCAUGGGGAAGAGCGGAUCCGGCAAGUCCUCCAUGCGCUCCAUCAUCUUCAGCAACUAUGUGGCCAAGGAUGUGCGUCGUCUGGGUGCGACAAUUGAUGUUGAGCAUAGCCAUGUCAAAUUCAUUGGCAAUUUAACUUUGAAUCUUUGGGAUUGCGGAGGACAAGAUGCGUUCAUGGAAAGCUAUGUUGGGUCACAGCGUCAGAACAUUUUCACAGACGUCGCGGUCCUGGUGUAUGUUUUUGAUAUUGAAUCCCGCGAAGUGGAGCGCGACCUGGACACAUACAAUGCGAUCAUCGUUGCCCUGCAAGAAUCCAGCCCCAGUGCCUUUGUCUUUUGCCUCAUCCACAAACUGGACCUGAUCCAGACCGAACACCGUCAACGAGUCUGCGAAGAACGCUCCGCCUUGAUCCGCUCCCGCUCCGAGUCCUUUGAGAUUGCGACGUUUGGAAGCAGCAUCUGGGAUCAAUCGCUCUACAAGGCCUGGGCCGGGAUCGUGCACAAGUUGAUUCCCAACCUGUCGUUCAUUGAGCGGUUUCUCAACGCGUUUGCGGAAAAGAUUGAUGCGGAGGAGAUAGUUUUGUUUGAGAGGUCGACCUUCCUCAAUAUCACGUCCGUCACGUCGGAUGUCGGGAAUAUAAACCCCAUUUUCGACCGGCAUGAGCGCCUUUCGAAUAUCAUGAAAGCCUUCAAGCAUUGCGCCGCGAGAAACACGCAUACCACGCCUGGAUCGGCCAACUUGGUUGUCAUGCACACCAAAACACCGCAAUUCAACGUGUUCCUGGGCAGGUUUACGGAUAAUACGUACAUCUUCGUCGUGGUGCCGCCGGGUGAAGCUGCCUACAACUGUGCCGUACUGAACAUCAUGCUGGCGCGAGAAGGGUUUGCGAAAGCCGCGGCAGAGGGACAGGAUGCAUUUGCAUUAGCGUACGGUGAUCCGAACGGCGAAGGCGCUGCGGAGGGGUCUGCCGCCGGGCCUUUUCAAACAUGA
Molecule: messenger RNA, 1023 nt
Organism: Uncinocarpus reesii 1704
Lineage: Eukaryota; Fungi; Ascomycota; Eurotiomycetes; Onygenales; Onygenaceae
Exons: 2
Coding region: 1-1023 (340 amino acids)
Biological process (GO): cellular response to starvation; positive regulation of TOR signaling; regulation of autophagy
Cellular component (GO): Gtr1-Gtr2 GTPase complex; nucleus; fungal-type vacuole membrane
Molecular function (GO): GTPase activity; GTP binding
Source: RefSeq, a predicted model, not a curated record